Messenger RNA from Wasmannia auropunctata (little fire ant), 1974 nucleotides. RefSeq names its product Golgi reassembly-stacking protein 2 (gene Grasp65). The coding region runs from base 171 to 1538 and encodes 455 amino acids. The record is from RefSeq and is a predicted model, not a curated record. The transcript has 7 exons. Gene Ontology annotation, molecular function: protein binding. Gene Ontology annotation, cellular component: Golgi apparatus. Lineage: Eukaryota; Metazoa; Arthropoda; Insecta; Hymenoptera; Formicidae. Gene Ontology annotation, biological process: Golgi organization.
GAACGACACAACAGGCUGUGCACGGCUGUCGUGACGUCACUGAGUUUGCGUUACAAUAGCUGUGCCACGUAUUUUUGCAGUUUGAGUGCUCCGCGAAGCCGCGUGAUCGACAAUUGAUUUAAUGUUUUUUACUUCGUCGUCUCGAGCGACCUAAGAAGCUCUCGGCAGACAUGGGGUCGUCGCACAGCGUGGAAAUACCGGGAGGCGGUACAGAAGGUUAUCACGUACUGAGGGUUCAGGAUGGUUCUCCUGGACAGCAAGCAGGACUUGAAGCAUUCUUCGAUUUUAUAGUUGCAAUUGGAAAUACUCGUCUGGACCAAGACAACGAUACUUUGAAGGAACUUCUAAAGGUCGGUGUAAAUAAGGAACUAACAAUCACAGUGUACAGUAGUAAAACACAGUCUGUAAGGCGGACAAAAAUUGUCCCGAGUAUGACAUGGGGUGGACAGGGUUUAUUGGGUGUCAGUAUACGUUUCUGUUCAUUUGAAGGCGCUAACGAAAAUGUUUGGCAUGUACUUGAAGUACAUCCAUCAUCCCCUGCUGAAUUGGCCGGUUUACGGCCGUUCACUGAUUACAUCAUCGGAGCAGACUCCAUUCUCCAUGAAAGCGAGGAUUUAUUUACCUUAAUAGAGGCGCACGAAUCGCGACCUCUCAAAUUGUAUGUAUAUAAUACUCAGGAUGAUUCAUGCAGAGAAGUCACUAUCACACCUAAUAACACUUGGGGUGGAGAAGGAAGCUUAGGGUGUGGAAUCGGAUAUGGAUACUUGCAUAGAAUACCUGUCAGAAGCGUACUGGAGCAGAAACCUACUAAUUCAUACAUGAAUACUCCCAAGACUGUAAUACAAACUCAACAACCGCCAGUAGCAACGACUGCUACUGUUACUGUGGCGGAAAUCAACCCGAUUGCCAGUAUACCAUCCGGACUGGUUCCACCGAAUUAUACCGCUCCGAUGGAUAGCUCGAAAAAUGUGAAAGCCGAACAGGAAGCUAUAUCUGCUCAAAGUAUACCUAGCCCGAGCACGCAAACGCAGCCAGUAAAUCAAGUAAAUUUCACUGGUGCUGUUGGUGGCUAUACACCAGUCAGUUCGGUCCCUCAUAUGUUUCCGAAUCAGCCCUCUCCCAGUUUUACACCCAGCAGUUAUCCAGUAACUCCGAACAUUCCUGGUAUGCCAACGAUGACGGCGCUACCACCAAACGUUACCAGCUCUUACGAAUUUCCAAUUGCAUUGCCCGGAUCGAUUAAUGUUCCAGGACAACAGAGAGAGCAAAACCCUGUCCAUGGUAUGACCACAAUCAAUGUCCCAGUAUUGCCGAGAGAGCAGAAUCCUAUUCCUAGCGCAAACACGACUGCUGGCUUCAAUGUGUCUCAGUCUCACAUUGUAACGACACCCAUCUCACUGCCAGGAAUGCCACCUAUCACAGUAACCGCUUCUCUCCCGCAAGAUACUUCCUUCUAUCCAUCUGUUCUCCAACAGCAGAAUCCAUUACCACCCGGUAUCAACACUACCGUCGCUCCAACGAUGACGUCCACGCAGUAAGAAACACAGGUUCUUAAGAAUUAAAUAAAUGGAGAAGAUAUAAUUUUCACUUUAAUAAAGUAUACUUUUAAGUGUGCCGGUUAAAUUAAAAAUCGAAUUUUCUGUUCCGUUCUAAGCUGUCGGAACGGAGAAAGCGAGCCAGUAAGACUAAGGAUGGUAUUCAUAAUUGUUUCUUGGUGAAAAUUUUUUUUAUUUAUAUGUGUGCAUAUAUACAAAUAUAUCUGAAUGCAUAUAUACAUGUAUAUAAACCAUUAUGUUCACCAAAGAAAGAUUAUAAUGCCUUCCUAAGUUUUAUUUCUUUUAAUAAACAUUUGAGAAUGUGAUGCGCAUAAUAUAAAUUUUUUAAUGUGUACUAAAGAGAAUAGUAAUGUAAUAAUUGUACAUAAAUAAAAUAAUCGCAAAAUCCUAAUUAUUGCUAUAUUGCAACAUUGAAAAA